UCCAACGUUCAUCAUCCCCUCAACCUCGCCACUCAUACCCGUCGAAAGCAUGCCCAAAGUGACCUCUACGAAGUCGGCUCGCGCCGCCAUUGCAGCUACCACGGCAGAGCGCUCGCGUCCCAUCAACAAGCGCGACAACACCCGCGCGAAGGCCAUCGCUGAACCUGCCCUCAAGGCGAGCAUUACGGAGAAGGGUACUGCUUCGAAGAAAACCACGCGCGCUGCGCUUCCUUACGAGAGGCCAGCCAAGGCCGAGCGCGCCUGUACGCCCGCCGUAAAGCGCGAGGGCUCUCGCCUCAAGGCCGAGCGCUCUUCUGCGAAUAUCGCGGGGAGCUCCUCACUGUCAGGAUUUGUCUCGUCUGACCCCCCGAUCGACUUCACGGCUAAAACCCCCAAAGUCCUCGAGCGCAAGUUCAUCGGCGACAAGAUCGUGAUGCUCCGCCUCCAACUCAUGCACGACAUGGACCAAAUUCGCCUCCAGUACCGAGACGGCACCCCGCUUCCGCGUCCUAACACGGCAGCGAUGGGAUUCGAGCUAUACGACCGUCUCAACCGAUGCCCGGUGGAUUGGAACGGCUAUGGGACUCCUCUAGUGUACCGCGCGCACCUCUACAAGCGAGGGUCGUACGUACUGCGCCACAAGGGGCGCGAUGUAUGGGAGUAUAGCACCGACGACUGGGCUGCGUAUUGGAAAGAACAAGAGGAACUCAGCAAGGUGAAUACCGACUUACGCGACUUGACGCGCGCGACACUUACCUCCAUCUUGCAGAUUCCCUAUGAUUACAAGAAGUGGGAUGAGAUCAUGAAGCACAUCGAAUACGGCUUUCGCAACCCUAUCGAGGCCGAAGUCAACGUACUCGUCCACGCUGGACCUAACCUCAUCGGCGUCGAGCCGCUCCCUUACGGACCCGAUCCCUCCGCCUACCUGCCGGAGCAUUUAUUCCCGCGGUGCGAUCUCGAAUCAACGCAUCAGCUCAGAGAAUACAAGCGCCGCACGGGCAAGGUUUAUCGGGCAUGACUAUCAGCGGAGGCCCCGUCGCGCGUAUUUAGAAUGUAUUGUAUAUCAUAUCAUACCCAAACUCGCAUUCCGCAUUGCAAGCUGUUUGAACCCUGUAGAUUACAUAUGCCAAGGACCAGGCUCGUAUAUGAGAGCUGUGCUCUGCUUUGAGGCCGAUUGCCAUUGUUUGGCCCCAAGCUUCUUGUACUCCAUUCGAUCAUCACCGAAGAGGGGCAAUGUGGACGGCCGCCUAUAAUUGUAGCAUAUAGUUGGGGCAUGGGCAUACUAGCAAUUCAUUGAGUGGC
Molecule: messenger RNA, 1302 nt
Organism: Schizophyllum commune H4-8
Lineage: Eukaryota; Fungi; Basidiomycota; Agaricomycetes; Agaricales; Schizophyllaceae
Exons: 5
Coding region: 50-1018 (322 amino acids)
Source: RefSeq, a predicted model, not a curated record